AUGGAUAGAAGCCCCUCCCACCGUGGCGGACUGCCACAUUGCUCAUCGCCACCAGCAGCAACACCCAGAAGUCAUGCACAGGAUGAAACAAUUGAGGUUUUUUCUACUCCUGAAAUUCAAUCCUGGAUGUCUAGUAUUGAGCAGUGCCUGAAUGAGGUUUCGAUCACGGUUUCGGAAGGCAAGAUGAAUUCCGAACAAAAACUAAGAGUCACUAGCCUUUGUCGCAAAGUCGGAUACGGAGUCUCUCAAAUGGCUGUGCAAUAUCAGUCAUUGAAACAUAAAGCCCUUCAGAACUACGCCACCCUGCAAACGUUAAAGGAAAAUCAAGACCUCGCUAGUAGUUUGACUGAGAUCAAGCAGGAACUACAAGAUACUCUCAUCAAACAUAAACCGGAAAGCACAUCCUUCGCAGACAUGGUGAAGGGUACAAAAAGCCUUAUUAGGCCUCAUGCAACCAGCUCUGUCGCUAUAUAUCCUAGUGACCAUACUAAGACCAGUGAAGAGACCAAAAAUUUAGUCCAAAAAAUUGUAUGCCCUGAGGAAAUGAAGCUAAAGGUACGUGGACUUCGGAAAACAAGAAACGGAGGUGUUAUCAUAAGCACAGAGACUAAGGAUGACAUGCUAAAAGUGAAAGAGACUGUCGAGCGUUCCACAUCUGCACUUACUGUUGAUGAACCUCAGAAGCGGAAGCCUCGCAUUAUAAUUAUUGGGGUGCCCACUGAUAUGGCAGAGAAAGAAGUUUUCAAAAGUAUUUAUGACCAAAAUAUCGUAGACAAACUUCCAACAUUGACCAAGGAUACCUUUUUGACCUCAAUUAAACUAAGCCAUAAGUCAGGAAAAAGGGAUGCUGACAGCUGCAACUAUAUUGUUGAAGUACCAGCCAGCAUCCGGAAAGUCCUAGUAAAUCAGAACAGGCUUUACAUAAACUGGACGUCGUGCCCGGUACAUGAUUUCACCCUUGUGACUCGGUGCUUCAAGUGUCAGCAGUAUGGUCAUGCAUCCAAGACUUGCAAAUCUGCUACCUCUACUUGUGGCCACUGUGGAGGAGAAGGACACGCGACUCAAGAGUGCUCUUCAAAGGAAGAACCGCCGAAAUGUGCAACCUGUAAGCGCUAUAAAAAACCCUACAAUCACAAGACAGGAGAUUCCGAAUGCCCUGCUAGAAAAGCCGCUGAAUAUAGGUACAUCAACUCCGUAGACUAUAAAGGCGUCUGA
Messenger RNA from Helicoverpa armigera (cotton bollworm), 1215 nucleotides. RefSeq lists its product as uncharacterized. Bases 1 to 1215 code for a protein of 404 amino acids. Gene Ontology annotation, molecular function: nucleic acid binding; zinc ion binding. The record is from RefSeq and is a predicted model, not a curated record. NCBI's taxonomy places the organism in Eukaryota, Metazoa, Arthropoda, Insecta, Lepidoptera, Noctuidae. The transcript has a single exon.